AUGUCUUUUAUUUCUCAGUCCAGUGCCUUUGCAUCAGCUGAGCGCGGUGUGGAGCAGGGUGUACCAGUCUGCUUGGCUGGCUUCUGCGGCGGAGGGAGGCCUGGGUGUCUGCGCAGACCUGAGACAAUGGAGAGGAGCACAGGAAACAAUGGGGCUCUCCUCAUGUGGGAGGGGUGCGCGGCGGAGUGGGAGGGGUCCUCUCUGUUUGGGACACACUCCAGAAUAGAGCGACAGAAGGGCCGUGUGCUGCGGGACGGGCCAGAGGUCGAGGCUCAGACUAGUGUAGACACCGCGGGCCGUCUGGGUCAUGGCUGGCCCAUCACACUUCACUGCACCAUUAUUGACGGCUUGAACUGA
Molecule: messenger RNA, 357 nt
Organism: Knipowitschia caucasica
Lineage: Eukaryota; Metazoa; Chordata; Actinopteri; Gobiiformes; Gobiidae
Source: the annotation of a GenBank genome assembly